Triticum aestivum (bread wheat) is the source of this 2588-nucleotide messenger RNA. RefSeq names its product serine/threonine-protein kinase BSK1. Gene Ontology annotation, molecular function: ATP binding; protein binding; protein kinase activity. Gene Ontology annotation, biological process: protein phosphorylation. The coding region runs from base 178 to 1854 and encodes 558 amino acids. The record is from RefSeq and is a predicted model, not a curated record. The transcript is spliced from 9 exons. NCBI's taxonomy places the organism in Eukaryota, Viridiplantae, Streptophyta, Magnoliopsida, Poales, Poaceae.
CUGGAUGCAGAUGCUCUAAAUAAAGGCAUUAGACUUCUCCAGCCAACUCUCCUCAAACCUGCUCCUCCCCCCCUGCUUGCUUGCUUCACCGCUCGCCUCUCCGGCUCUUCUCUUGAUCCAUAUAAUCAAGGAUCAGCACCUCUCGAAACCUGCAGGUCUUGGAUCUUUAGUUUGUGCAUGCAGGACAAUAAAAUGGGUGGCAAGUCUAGCAAAUAUGACAACAAUCUGGUGCACGACAAUAAAAUGGGUGAUGAGUCUAGCAAAUAUGACAACAAUCUGGUGCAGGACAAUAAAAUGAGUGGCGAGUCUAGCAAAUAUGACAACAAUCUGGUGCAGGACAAUAAAACGGAUGGCGAGUCUAGCAAAUAUGACAACGAUCCGGACAGGAUGUUAUGCGACCAAACAUCACCACCAGCAAAGUUACCAUUUCAGUAUCUGAAAACGAUCACAAACAACUUCUCUGAUACAUAUGCUAUCGGGAGGGGUGGUUCGGGUGUGGUAUACAAGGGAAGGAUGAGUAAUGGAGAAUUCGUUGCUGUGAAGAAACUUCAACUGUCAUUGCCGAGCUUUCAGAAGCAGUUUGAGAAUGAGGUGUGUCAUCUGAUGUACCUUAAUCACCCGAAUAUAGUGCGACUUCGAGGGUACUGCUACGAAACACAGAAUGUAUUUGUAGAGCACAAUGGGAAUUUCGUCUGUGCGGAGAUGUCAGAAAGGCUGCUUUGCUUGCAAUAUUAUCCUAAGGGAAGCCUUGCUGGUUAUAUUUCAGAUGAAUCUUCUGGACUUGAGUGGGACACCCGGUAUAACAUAAUUGUCGGUAUUAUCUAUGGUUUAAAGUACCUUCAUGAGGAAAAAGUUAAGCCCGUGCUCCAUAUGGACCUAAAGCCGGCCAACAUAUUGCUGGAUGAUGCUAUGAAGCCAAAGAUUACAGACUUCGGUCUUUCAAGACUACUCGAUCAACAGCAAACUUUAAGCACUUCAAGUCGUGAUGGAACACUGGGUUACAUGGCACCAGAAUACCUACAUGCAGGUACGGUCACAGCUAAAUCAGACAUAUUCAGUUUGGGUGUAAUAAUUUUGGAGGUAAUAACAGGACACAAGGACUACCCAGAUGUUACAAGAACAUCCUCCGAGAGAUUUGUGGAGCUUACCCUUGAUAAAUGGAGGUCGAGAAAUCCAUUGAACAAAUCACCAGGCUAUAUACCGAAAAUAAGAAGAUGCAUUGAGAUAGGUCUAGCAUGUGUGAAUCUUGAGCGGAAGGGAAGGCCAUCAACAGGCGAGCUUAUCAAGUUGCUACAAGGAAGAAUGACGCUAGACGAGAUUGCAGCGUCUAGAAUGGAAGCAACCUGUUCCCAGCCGGACCUAACUGCCAUCCAUGAGAUUCUAGAGAGGGAGGGAUACAAACCAGAUGAAGGGCCUCCAACUGAGCUAUCUUUCCAGAUGUGGACAAACCAAAUGCGAGAGACGUUGAUCCCCAAAAAAAAGGGUGAUGCUGCAUUCCGAGCUGGAGACUUUCAGGUAGCAUUGGACAAUUUUACUGAGUUUAUUGAUAAUGGGGCAAUUAUUUCACCGGUUGUUUAUGCCAGACGUAGCUUGUGCUACCUUAUGUCUGACCAACCUGAUGCUGCCCUUCAAGACUUGAAGAUAGUAAAGGGCAUCUUUGAGGAAUGCAUUGAGAAAUGGCCCACGGCACUCUACAUAGAGGAAGUUGCGGUUUCAAUGCUAGUCAAUCAGAGGCAUCGUAGCGCAACCGAAAUGUUGAAUGAGGCGUCGCACCUCGAAGAGGAGAGGCGUGGGAAUGAAACUUUCAGCUUUCAGACCAAUGAGGGAUUUACAUUCCCAAAAUUGAGCCAAUAGUGCUUAGACGUUUUUGUAGUUCAAUUUGAACUAGAAAAACGUCUUAUACUUUGGUAUGGAGGGAGUAGCGUCCUAUGCGAGUAGAGUAUCACACUUUUGGGAAUGGACUCUUUGAUGCCACGGUCGUUGCAGUGCGAACAGUUAACGCUGUAGCCGGCCUGAAAACAUUUGUUUCUGAAGAGAGAUUUGGCCUAUCGCACCGAAGGGUGUGGUGAACGAGGGCCUUGCGGCAGGGAACAGCGCCUCUAAUGCCGUCGCUACCAGUGAGGUGGGCGGCUCUGCCGCUGUCGUGACCGGGGGCGGCACAAUCCCUCUCCGACAAGAUCUACUUCGCCGGCCGCCCAAGCGGCAGCGCCCUCGCCGAUCAGAAGCUGUAUGACGGGCCAAGGGUGGGCUCUGUUGAGCGCGCUGCCAAGCGCAAGGCAGCCGGCAGCUCAUCUGAUGGCGGGGCGCGGCGCCGCCCUGGCACCUCUGCCACUGGGAAGAAGAAGGCCAAGCUGCAGCACGUGUCCGAGCUCCUCGGGCUCCCUCUCCAAAAGACGCCUAUGCCGCUCAACUGGGGCAAGGUUAAGCAGAUCGCGCGCUGCUGUGAUCUGAAUGUCGACGCCAUCCUCGAAGCGGUCUCUCGGAGCUCUUCGUCACUCCAGCACAUGAUAGAUGGUGCCGAGCAGACCAUUCCCUCCUGAAGUCGCUUGUACCCUGCAUGCUUAUGAGCCCAGCUUGGUUAUCCUUUU